AGAAAAGGGGUAAAACUUAUUUGUGUUCGUUUUAGUGAAUAUAUAUUGCUUUCUUUAAUCAUUUCUGGUUUGGUUUGAUUUUAUUGUAAUUUGUAAAAAAGCAAACUGAAAUUGAAUUGCUAUAUUGUUCAAUGUUCAUAUUCUAUCACUUUUUCUGUUGCACGUGUAGUGAUUCAUAGGUGCCUAACAUAAUGUCAUGGUCAAGAAUUUCUAGCAGAAUUUCUCUCUUGAAUCGCUUGAAGAAUCAACAAAUUUUGUUGCAUGAAUCAAGGUUUCUUCCUGAUUCUAUAUAUCAUUGUUACACAUUCUUUAAAGCUUCUUCUGGGCGUGGCAACAAUAGUCUGAUUCCAAGAUGUGAAUUUAGCACAAGGCCUCUAACAAAGUCUUAUGAUUUCUGUCCUUAUGGUUCUCGAUGUUUACCAAGAAUACCUGCCUUUAGCAGUCGGCGACACUAUGCUUCUCAUGCAUCCGUUGCUUCCACUGAGAAAAAAUCCAAAAAGACUCUUAUUUAUCUUACAGCAUUAGUUUUUGCCAUGGUGGGAAGUAGUUACGCUGCUGUUCCAUUAUACCGUAGAUUCUGUCAGGCUACUGGGUAUGGUGGUACAGUCCAACGCCGUGAGAGUGUCGAAGAAAAGAUUGCUCGGCACGAAAAAGAUGGGACAGUAGCAAUAAGGGAGAUAGUAGUCCAGUUCAAUGCUGAUGUGGCAGAUGGAAUGCCCUGGAAAUUUAUUCCUACACAACGAGAGGUGAGAGUCAAGCCAGGAGAAAGUGCCCUUGCUUUUUAUACUGCUGAAAACCGAAGUUCGAAACCCAUAACUGGCGUUUCUACAUAUAAUGUCACCCCUAUGAAGGCUGCAGUUUAUUUCAAUAAAAUACAGUGUUUUUGCUUUGAGGAGCAGCGUCUUCUUCCUGGAGAGCAGAUUGACAUGCCUGUUUUCUUCUACAUAGAUCCCGAGUUUGAAACAGAUGCCAGAAUGGAUGGUAUAAACAACAUUAUCUUAUCCUAUACUUUCUUCAAGAUUUCUGAAAAAUAAAAGGGGAAAAUUGAAAUUCAUUGGUGAAAAUAGAAUAUCAUUCACAUGAGAACAAAAGUGUUGGGGUUCAGGGAACCAAACAAAAAUUUAAGAUACCAUUUUCAUCUGCAACAACAACUAGGAAAUUUUUUUUUUUUUUUGCUGAAUACAGAGAGAAAAGAGGAUAAGCAAAUUAUUUU
Hibiscus syriacus is the source of this 1213-nucleotide messenger RNA. Its product is annotated as cytochrome c oxidase assembly protein COX11, mitochondrial-like. NCBI's taxonomy places the organism in Eukaryota, Viridiplantae, Streptophyta, Magnoliopsida, Malvales, Malvaceae. Gene Ontology annotation, cellular component: mitochondrial inner membrane. Bases 192 to 1034 code for a protein of 280 amino acids. The record is from RefSeq and is a predicted model, not a curated record. Gene Ontology annotation, molecular function: copper ion binding. The transcript has 7 exons.